Molecule: messenger RNA, 4954 nt
Organism: Calypte anna (Anna's hummingbird)
Lineage: Eukaryota; Metazoa; Chordata; Aves; Apodiformes; Trochilidae
Gene: ZBTB5
Product: zinc finger and BTB domain containing 5
Exons: 2
Coding region: 152-2176 (674 amino acids)
Biological process (GO): regulation of transcription by RNA polymerase II
Cellular component (GO): nucleus
Molecular function (GO): DNA-binding transcription factor activity, RNA polymerase II-specific; protein binding; RNA polymerase II cis-regulatory region sequence-specific DNA binding
Source: RefSeq, a predicted model, not a curated record
CGGGCGGGCUGCGGGGCACAGAGCGAGCGGAGCGUCCGGAGCGGCCCUGCCCUGCCCGGCCCUGCCUGGCCCUGCCCGGCCCGGCCCUUCGCCUCCCGCCGCCCGCGGCCCUUCCCGCCCGCAGAGCAGCGGGGGUGGACACCGCAGGAUCAUGGAUUUUCCAGGACACUUUGAGCAAAUCUUUCAGCAGCUGAACUACCAGAGGCUCCAUGGCCAGCUUUGUGACUGUGUCAUUGUGGUGGGGAACAGGCACUUCAAAGCCCACCGCUCUGUUUUGGCAGCCUGCAGCACCCACUUCCGAGCCCUCUUCACUGUGGCUGAAGGAGACCAAACUAUGAACAUGAUCCAGCUGGACAGCGAGGUGGUGACAGCAGAAGCCUUUGCUGCUCUGAUCGACAUGAUGUACACUUCCACUCUGAUGCUCGGGGAGAGCAAUGUUAUGGAUGUCUUGCUGGCUGCCUCCCACUUACACUUGAACUCCGUUGUUAAGGCCUGCAAACACUACCUUACCACCAGGACACUGCCCAUGUCUCCGCCCAGCGACAGGGUUCAAGAGCAAAAUGCCCGCAUGCAGAGGUCCUUCAUGCUGCAGCAGCUGGGGCUGAGCAUCGUCAGCUCUGCCUUAAAUUCCACUCCCAGCACAGAGGAGCAGCCCAGUGCCAUGAGCUCCUCAAUGAGAGGAAACAUGGAGCAGCGCACCACCUUCCCCAUCCGCCGGCUCCACAAGCGCAAGCAGUCGUCGGAGGAGCGUGCCCGGCAGCGCAUCAGGCCCUCCAUGGAUGAGGCGGUCUCUGAGGUGGCUGCCGAGAGCGGGCAGACAGGGGUUCACUCCCGGGAGGACUUCUUCUCACCAGACUCACUGAAGAUUGUGGACAACGCAAAGGCUGAGGCGGUGGCUGAUAACCAGGAGGACAACACGAUAAUGUUUGACCAGUCUUUCGGUGCUCAGGAGGAUGCUCAAGUGCCCAGCCAGUCUGACAACAGCGCCGGAAACAUCUCACAGAUGUCCAUGGCAUCCCAGGCCACGCACGUGGAAACCAGCUUUGACCAGGAGCCUGCUUCUGAGAAGAGCAACUUCCCGUGUGAGAACACGGAGGUCAGUCUGAACGAGAAAGAGCACAUGAGGGUGGUGGUGAAGUCUGAGCCCCUGAGCUCCCCGGAGCCUCAGGACGAGGUGAGCGAUGUCACGUCCCAGGCAGAGGGCAGCGAGUCUGUGGAGGUGGAAGGGGGAGUGGUGAGUGCAGAGAAGAUAGAGUUGAGUCCUGAGAGCAGCGACCGGAGCUUCUCUGACCCACAGUCCAGCACCGACCGGGUGGGCGACAUCCACAUCAUGGAGGUGUCAAACAACCUGGAACACAAGUCUACUUUCAGUAUCUCAAAUUUUCUAAAUAAAAGCAGAAGUGGUGGCUUCGGCACAAGUCAGAACAGUGACGACAACAUUCCAAACACCACCAGUGACUGCAGGAUGGACAGUGAUGCCUCUUACCUGAUGAGUCCAGAGUCAGGGCCUGCUGGUGGCCAUUCGUCUGCCACUGUCUCUCACGUCGAGAACCCGUUCAGUGAGCCUGCAGACUCUCACUUUGUCAGACCAAUGCAGGACGUGAUGGGUCUCCCCUGCGUGCAGACCUCGGGGUACCGGGCAGCAGAACAGUUUGGGAUGGAUUUCCCCCGCUCGGGCCUGGGUUUGCAUUCCCUCUCCAGAGCCAUGAUGGGGUCAGUAAGAGGUGGAGCCAGCAGCUUUCCUGGCUACCGCCGCAUCGCCCCCAAAAUGCCGGUGGUGACCUCUGUCAGGAGCUCCCAGCUGCAAGACAACUCCUCCAGCUCCCAGCUGAUGAUGAACGGGACCACCUCCUUCGAGAAUGGGCACCCGUCGCAGCCUGGCCCGCCCCAGCUGACCCGGGCCUCUGCUGACGUCCUCUCCAAGUGCAAGAAGGCCUUAUCCGAGCACAACGUCCUGGUUGUGGAAGGCGCUCGCAAGUAUGCCUGCAAGAUCUGCUGCAAGACCUUCCUGACCCUGACGGACUGCAAGAAGCACAUCCGCGUGCACACAGGGGAGAAGCCUUAUGCCUGCCUCAAGUGUGGCAAACGCUUCAGCCAGUCCAGCCACCUCUAUAAACACUCCAAGACCACCUGCCUGCGGUGGCAGAGCAGCAACCUGCCCAGCACUUUGCUUUAACCCCCUCCACCCUGCCAGGCCUGGCGGGCAGCACCGGGAGCCGGGGUCCAGCAGCACCGCGGGACAACGACGCCUUCCUCCCAGGCUGCGGGCUUGGAGCUGCCCCCGCCGGUCAGUGAACAGGGGGGGGUGGUUGCUGUGCCACGUGGGGCAGAGGUGGUCGUGGUCUGUAAUUGGGGAUAUUUCUGUACCUACCUCACGGAGUGCGGUGGGGCUGGAGCUGCUGCAGCCUGGGGUGGGCAGAUGGGGAUACCGACCCUGCGCGCAGCGGGUCCUUGGCAGGGCAGAACGUGGUUAUCUGAUGAAGUAGCAUGUUUCAAGAACAAGAAACUGAAGUGCAAAUUUCCUCUUUUUCCUGUUUUUAUUUCCCCCGCCCCUGAAGUAUUUUGUAAAAGUGAAAGCAUUUAAAUAAACGACCUGUAAAACGAGUCGCUGCGUUGUGUGCCGACAGUGAUGCAGGAGGUGUCCAGCGUAACUAAUACAGACAGCACACCUUAAAAAGAGUAAAACAACUUCACAUGCACCUGUCGGACACAAUGCUUUAAAAUACACUAAUUAUAAAAAUAGUUCUAGGGUUAUGAAUGUAUGUUUGGCUGUUUUGUAGUAAAGGACACUGUGUAAUGAAGGUGCUUAAAUUAAAUCCAAGACAAGUAACUUUUGGACUGCCAGAUGUAUAUAUACUUUGGGUACAGCAAGAUCUGGGUGUUUGACUGAUUUUUUCUGUAGAAACUUGUAUUAAGUGAUAAGUGAAGUACUGUUCCUUGUUCGUGCUAUUCUUAGCAGUAUUUAACCAGUUUGUAUCUCCUAUGUUAAAAUUCUAUAUACAUGGAAGUCUGAAAAGAGCUUGUCUUUGUUUGCAUUGCUAUUUUGAAGGAGAGAGAUGAUGGCUUUCUUUACUGUGUAAGGUAGUCUCUUGCUGUUUCCAGAUGCUGACAGUCUGAUCCCCCUUAUUGUGCAAGCAUAUUGUCCUUUUUUGACACUCUUUAUCUUCAGACUUUAAUUUCCUCUUCUGUACACUUGCUUUCCUUCAGAGCUAUGGUUUGUUCCUCGGAACAGACCCGUUGGGAAUGAUACUCAUUUGCCAUAUUUAUUUAUGUCUCUCUCUAAAAUGUAGCUGUCAAAUCCACUUAAAGUAGUGUUAUAAGUGGACUUUUCCACAUGAAUUAAAAAAAAAAAAUCUAGCCUAAGCAUAAUUUUAAAAAUAGCACUGUACACUUUGUAAAGCAGGAUUACAGUGAUGGUUAUUCUUUGAGUGAAUCAUGGAGAUCUUGGUUUAAUUUCCUCUUCUUUGAUACUAUUGUAACUAAUACCAUCCACAGCCUCUUUUUUUUUUCCUUUGUUAAAGAUGUACGUGAACUAGCUACUAGCAUUCAGCAUAUUAGGUUUCUAUAUAAAAUUUUGGAGCACUUCUGCUCAUCACUGUUGCUCUGCCAUACAAAAGCUGGCUCAGGGCUGCAGCAUGUCCACUCUGCUCAGGAGGGGCAGAGGAUUUGCAUUUCCUGAAGCUGAAGUCGCAGAGCAAGAGCUUUCCAUUGGUACAAAACCAAAUAAAUUUGCAGCCCUUCCCUUCUGUGUUGUUCUGGGUAGCAAAUGCAUCCUGACUGAUGAUACUCAGCAGUUUUGUGCAGUUUGUCCUGCCUGGUAGCUAUAAGCCUUUUUAAACAUCUUGGACUUGUGUCUGGAUAAACUCAAAACAAAAUCCCAGCCCACAAUCAUGUAGGUCAUUUAGGAGGAUGAACUUUUAAAGCUGUUGUAGCACAGAAAUCAAACAGCCCUUGUCACACCAAAGGAAAUGUGGAAACCUGUCUUCUAAUGAAGAAAUACAUCUUCAUCUGUUAAUUACACUGCUCCACAUUGAAAAAAAAACCAAAACCAAAUGUCUGCCAACAUGUCAUUUGCACCUUGUGCAUCCAAGGUAAACAGGAACAUGGAAACACAGUGAAUGAUUGGAUUAAUUCCUUUAUGGUGAUAAGAUUUUGUUACAGGACUUAUUUAAUGAUUCAUGUUUCUGGCUCUUGGUUUUAUAAGCAUUAAGGAAAUGUGCUGCAUUUUUUAAAAAGUAUUAGGAUAUGCCAUGUUUUGUUUGGUAAUAAUUUUGAUAUCAGGGGACUAACAGCACUGAGCUAUACUAAAUCUCACAGAAACACCAAUAAAAUGCAGUAUUUUGUACUUCAAUAUUUUCUUGUGUUGCCUUAUUAGUAAUGUUCUGAUUGUUUAAUCUUCCUUGCAUUUCUAGUGCUUUGUUUUGAAAAUAGGGUGUUUUUACAUUUGGUCUCUGUUUCCUAUAGCACAUCAGGAUUCCUUGAGUUCUUAGGAUGCAUAGGAAUAAAGUGUGUGUCAGUAAGGAGGUUAGAAUAAUUGGGAAUUAAUAUCAGCAGAUACACAUAUUUAACUGUACGUUUGAUCUGUUUGUAUAAAGAUUUUAUAAAGUGUCAUUGUGAAGUACCAGCCCUUGUGCGGGAGGACUUCUUGAAACAUUUUUUUGGAAGUAGCAUCUUUAAAUUCCAUUGCUCAUCUGGUGUACCUGGAGGAGCACACUGCAAACCCAGAGCCUGUGGCUGGCUCGUUGCUUUCCUUAGUCUUCCAGUAUGAAGCAAUAUCCCAGGAUGGUCUCUCCACUUACCUGUCCCUUACUGUGAAAUGGGUGUCUGGGCAUUGUCAAAGAGCUUGCUCAAAGGUUUAACUUUACAAACACUUCCCGUGGACUCAUGUGAAAGUGUUGGUGUGUUAGAAUUAUGAAACACCUGAAAAUAAACCCUACCUUUUUUUGUGCUGCUG